AUGGAAUCAAUAAACAAAGAAAAUUUGAAAAUAAAAUAUAAAAUAUUAGCUAUAUCAUCUACUGAUAAAGAUCAUGAUGUUACUAAUUUGUUAAAAAACACUGCCAAGGAAGUUCAUAACCCGUGGAUAAGUGAAAAAAAUUGUUCAUAUCCCCAAGAAAUUAUCCUACAAAUAAAACCAGCAAAAAUCAAAUAUUUAGAAUUUUUAUGUCAUGAAUAUGCCAUAAGUAAGAAAAUUGAAAUUUUUAUGUCUAAUAACAAUAAAGAGUAUUUGAAAGCUGGUUUUUUUAGAUUUAAUGAUAAUACUUCAACACGUUAUUGUGCCAGAGAACUUAAAUAUGUGUAUUUACCAUGUACCAUAAAAUGUACAUAUAUUAAAUUUAAGCUACAUAACCCAUAUCAUAAUUUAUUAAAUAUUAAUUCACAAAUUGGAUUAUAUUAUAUAAACAUAAUUCCUGAAGAUGUUAUUUUAAACAUUCCAUCAGAAAUAAAUUCUACACUUAAAUUAAAUUCAUUAGACAAUAAAAAAGGUACAAAUGGCAAUAAUUUUGGAGGUAGUAAAAAAUCGUUACUAAGAAAAAUUGAAGAUGCUUAUAAUUCAAAUAUAACAAAUACUAAUAAUACGAAUAUUUAUUCAGGAGAAAUCCAUUGGGGUCGUAAAAAUGUUCAUUCUAAAUAUGAUAAAAAUCAAGUUCACUUAUCAUAUGAAAAGUUAGAGACAAAAAUAAAAUGUUUUGAAAAAUUAAAAGAUGAAUGUGUUGCAAAAGAAAAAUUUGACAUGGCUUGUGAACUAAAAAAAAUUAUAAAUAUUUUUAUUUUUUUAAAGAAUACUAUAAUAUUUUUAAAAGGAAAAAAAAAGACAUAUGUCAAUGACGAGAAUUAUAACAAGGCUAAAAUGCUAAAAGAAAAAGAAAUAAAAAUAACAAUUAUAAUAAAGAAUAUUGAGGAUUUAAAAAUAAUAAAUGAUUGUUCAAAAAAAUGGUAUUAUGAAUGGCUCAUUUUAUAUCACAAAGAACUGGAAAUAUAUGAAAAAGAAAUAAGCAAAAUUGUAUCAAACGAAAAUGUUAAAAUCAUAAAAAAAAAAUGCGGACUUUUAGACCAUUGUAGUGGUAUUGAUGAAGGAGAUGUUGAUUUAAAUAAUAUUUUGGUGCUCAUUUGCAGUGAUAAUGAAAAGAAAAGAGAAAUGGGAUUUGAUUUAGCUUAUAAAUCGUUUGAAGAUGCUACAAGAUGCAAAAAUAUAUGGCAUAGUAACUUAGAUUCAUUGUGCUUAGUUAUUAAAAGGGGAAUAUUUGAUUCAGGGUUUAGUAUAUUCAUUAAGAGCGUUGCCGCUUUAGAAAAAAUGCUAAGUAUAUUUGAACAAGAUUUCUCUAAAAUGACCAACAAAGAUUAUUAUAAUGAUACAAACCUAAAAUAUAUAAAAUUCAUAAUUUCUUCGCUUCUGAAACGUUUAGAUGAUUCUAAUCUUGAUGUAGUAGACAUAUGUAUAAAAACAAUAAUGAUGAUGUUACAUAAUAAUUUUAUUUCUUUUAAGAAUGUAUUUUCUACUAUUCUAUCAAUGCUAUUUUAUUCUUUUUCUACUGAUGUAACCGAAAUAAAUGAAAAGAUAAUUGUUAGUUUAAUGAGUUUUUAUUACUCUUUAAUAAACAAAUAUUAUACUUCAGUAAAAAAUUAUAUUAAUUUAAAAAAGGUUCUUGAAAUUAUAUCUCUCUUUCUACAAGUAAACAUUGAAUCUAUUAAACAAACGUCCUUAGACUUUUUUGUUAAUAUAUAUAAUAUUGUGGAAAAUAGUAAUGAGGUAUUUGAAGACUUUUUGUUGAAUGUUUCAUUUGAUAUUAAAAAUCUUAUAAUAAAUCGAUUAAAUCAGGAAGAAAACGAAAAAAACAAAUUAUCAAAAGAAAAUAAUGGAAGAAGACAAAGUGAAAUAUGGGAAAAAAAUAAUUUGUCUAUAAGUAAUGACGAUUCAGGACACAAAAACUCUUACUUAUAUAAUACAUACUCAAACAUUAAAGAUAUAUCCCAUGAAAAUAACAGAGAGGAUAUCAAUAAAAUAGAAAAUAUUAAUAAUGAUAUUAAAAGGAAUAUAUACACAGAAAAUUGUGGAAUUAUAAACAAUAAUAUUAAAGAUCCUAACCUAAUUGAUAAGCAUUCAAAAAUAGUAACAUUGAAAAACAGUGAUUUAAAAAAAGAUACAUAUCUUAGUGAAAUUAAAGAAUCUUCUGGAAACAGUGAAACAAUAGUUGGUUCAAAAAUACCAAUUAGUUUACAUAAGAAAGAUGCGAUCAAUACAUAUGAUGAGAAGAGUAUAACAAGGGAAAUACUCAUAAAAAGAGGGAGAUCUAUUGAUUAUUCUACAAAGAUAGAAGAAUAUAAUGAAGCUCACGUUUCUCCUUUUACAUGUAAAUAUUGCUUCAAAACAGAUAAAAUGUUUACAGAAAUUGGUUUAGAAAAACAUUGGAUUAAAAAUUGUCCUAUGCUUUGUACUUGCCCCAAUUGUUUCUUAAUAGUCGAAUUGGUUGUUAUUCAUGAUCAUUUUCUAUCUGAAUGUUCACAUAGUUAUAUGUAUACUUCAUGUGAAUAUUGUAAUGGGGUCGUAAAGAAAAGUUUAUUAGAUUUUCAUGUUAUAAAUGAAUGUAUUGGAAAGAAAAAUGAUUAUCUCUCAUGCUACUAUUGUUCUCUUUGUAUUGAAUCAUUUGAGAUUGAUAAAUGGAGAAAUCAUUUUCUAUCAUGCCCCAAAAAUCCUAGAUUGAAUUAA
Molecule: messenger RNA, 2751 nt
Organism: Plasmodium vinckei vinckei
Lineage: Eukaryota; Apicomplexa; Aconoidasida; Haemosporida; Plasmodiidae
Product: conserved Plasmodium protein, unknown function
Exons: 1
Coding region: 1-2751 (916 amino acids)
Cellular component (GO): cilium
Source: RefSeq, a predicted model, not a curated record